AAGUGCUGGACACACAAAAAGGAUCAAACUUGUAACUGCUGCCCACUCUCGCUCUUACCUCGUUGGACAUUCCGCACACACCAUCUUGGCACUCCAAGCAAAGUUAACUGCGCUGGCCCGUUUCUCUUGGUUCAACAUUGUUUCCGACGACAAAGUCGACAGCCAGCCAAAGGUAUUUCAUCAAAGGAAAAUGGAGUCUCUAGCUGGCGAAGUAAAACUGGGAGAUGAAAAGCAGCAAGUGAACGAGGAAUUGUUGCUGAAGCAGAUUACAGAUCUCGUUAUCAACCAACGAUUGUUGUCUGGUAAGGCCAACGCAGAAGAUCGAGUAGUGAAGUUUGUUCAUCCCGAAGAACUUAAGGAGUUGGUGGAUCUCUCGCUAGGUGGCAGUUCAUUAAAUCACGUUCAAAUUUUGGAACUUUGUAAACAAGCUGUGGAAUACAGUGUCAAAACCAACCAUCCGAAGUUUCUGAAUCAGUUGUAUCAUGCAAGCGAUCCUGUUGGACUUGCAGGAGCCUGGCUGUCUGAUGCUCUUAAUACCAACUUGUACACAUUUGAAGUAGCACCAUUUUUCAUGAUGGUCGAGUAUGCAAUCUUAGCUCACCUAAGAGGUUUCAUUGGGUGGGAAGAUGGUGAUGGAAUAUUUGCACCUGGAGGUAGCAUGUCAAAUAUGUAUGGAAUGGUUCUUGCUCGUUACAAGAAGUUUCCUGAGGUGAAAACAAAAGGAGUGGGCAGCAUAGGUGAAUUGGUGGCAUUUACUUCGCAAGAGGGUCAUUAUUCUAUUUCCAAAGCAGCUCACUGGAUAGGCUUGGGAACUGACAAUCUUAUCAUUGUCGCCUCUGACAGCUCUGGAAAAAUGAUACCUGCUGAAUUGGAAAAUAAGAUUGUCAAAGCUUUGGAACAGAAGAAAGUUCCUUUUUUCGUUAACGCAACAUCUGGGACCACAGUUCUAGGAGCUUACGACCCUUUAGAGUCUUUGGCGCUUGUAUGCAAAAAAUAUGACGUUUGGCUUCACGUCGAUGCUGCUUGGGGCGGAGGCGCACUUGUCUCUCAUAAACACCGUUUUUUGAUGGAUGGCAUAGAAUUGGUGGAUUCUGUGGCUUGGAAUCUUCACAAAAUGCUCGGAGCACCUUUACAAUGUUCAGCUUUCUUAACGAAACACAAGGAUAUUCUGCAUCGAUGCAACAGUGCCUCGGCCACCUAUCUGUUCCAGACUGACAAAUUCUACGAUACGCGCUACGAUACUGGAGAUAAGAGCGUUCAGUGUGGUCGCAAGGUAGACGCUUUCAAGCUGUGGUUAAUGUGGAAAGCUCGUGGCGAUCGAGGUCUGGAAGAAAUGGUUGAUAAUGCCUUUGAAUGCGCCGAGUAUUUCUCACGUCAAAUCGGUCAACGUUCAGAAUUUCGACUAGUCCUUUCAGAACCUAAUUGCACGAACGUUUGCUUUUGGUACAUUCCACAUCAGUUGAGGAAUUGUCAGGAAUCUCCCGAAUGGUGGGAACAAAUUUCCAAGGUAGCGCCUGCAAUCAAGAAACGAAUGGUGGAGAAAGGAUCUCUCAUGAUUGGCUACCAACCUUUACCGCAUAAGAAUUUAGUCAACUUUUUCCGUUUAGUCAUCCCUUGUCAGCCCCGUCCUACUCACGAAGAUAUGGAUUUCGUAAUCGACGAGAUUGAAAGAUUGGGAUGCGACUUGUAAAACCUCCCAACUAAAUCUUCCUUUGCCGGACAGUAUCUUUUUAAAAUUGAAAAAAACAUAAAGAGAGUAAAAAAAUGUUAUAGAUUUUCUAGACGGCAAAGUCGUUUUAUUCUGUAGUGUACAUGCUUUAUCAGCAUAUGUCUAUUUUCCUUCAGUGUAAAUUGAUUUAUUACAAUUGGGACACUUGCGUUUUA
Messenger RNA from Daphnia pulicaria, 1884 nucleotides. RefSeq names its product cysteine sulfinic acid decarboxylase-like. The transcript is spliced from 11 exons. Gene Ontology annotation, molecular function: carboxy-lyase activity; pyridoxal phosphate binding. Gene Ontology annotation, cellular component: cytoplasm. The record is from RefSeq and is a predicted model, not a curated record. NCBI's taxonomy places the organism in Eukaryota, Metazoa, Arthropoda, Branchiopoda, Diplostraca, Daphniidae. The coding region runs from base 191 to 1690 and encodes 499 amino acids. Gene Ontology annotation, biological process: carboxylic acid metabolic process.